Molecule: messenger RNA, 1045 nt
Organism: Myodes glareolus (Bank vole)
Lineage: Eukaryota; Metazoa; Chordata; Mammalia; Rodentia; Cricetidae
Gene: Glipr2
Product: GLI pathogenesis related 2
Cellular component (GO): extracellular region
Source: RefSeq, a predicted model, not a curated record
AUGGGGAACCACAAGGAAGGCUAAGUUCCCCUAGGUCUCACGCGCGCUUUCAGAUCGGGGAGAGAGGCACCGCGACCACAUCUGGACCGCCCUAGCCAGCGGCGGAAUCCCACCAGACCACGUGAAUUCUAGGGGUGGCCCCCCGCGCCUCCGCCUACAGCUGCCGUUGCCUUAUAAGGCGGGGCCGGGCGGCGCCGGGGGAGUGGCUGCAGCCGCCCCUGCCCCUGCUGGCCCUGGCCAGCUGCUGGGAUCCACCACCCUGCGCAGCGCAGCCGCCGCGGAGCAGAGGAGCGCACACAGUCGGCCAUGGGCAAGUCAGCUUCCAAACAGUUCAAUAACGAGGUCCUGAAGGCCCACAACGAGUACCGGGCUAAGCACGGUGUCCCUCCACUGAAGCUUUGCAAGAAGCUCAACCAAGAAGCUCAGCAGUAUUCAGAGGCCCUUGCCAGCACAAGAAUCCUCAAACACAGCCCAGAGUCCAGUCGUGGCCAGUGUGGGGAGAACCUUGCGUGGGCAUCCUACGACCAGACAGGAAAGGAAGUGGCUGAUCGGUGGUACAGUGAAAUCAAGAACUACAACUUCCAGCAGCCUGGCUUCACCUCAGGGACCGGCCACUUCACAGCCAUGGUGUGGAAGAAUACGAAGAAGAUAGGCGUGGGGAAGGCAUCGGCAAGCGACGGCUCCUCCUUUGUGGUGGCCAGAUACUUUCCUGCAGGGAAUGUCGUCAACCAGGGCUACUUCGAGGAAAAUGUCCCACCUCCAAAGAAGUAACUCACCAGAUGUCACGAGAAACUGGAGACACACGUAUAAAGUGCCUAUAGACAAACAAAGAGCCAGCCGAGGGUCUGCCCCUGUGGGUGCACUGUGCACACACAGGCAGCUGGCCAUGAGCUCAUCCCGGUUAAAGGAUGGACAUCCAAAACGUUUAUCCCGAGGGUUGCCUAGACCACAGUUACUUAGAUUUGGGUGAGAUCAAUCCUGACAUCUUUUUGCUGUUGUUUUUUUGUUUUGUUUUGGUUUGGGUUUUUUUUUUUUUUUUUUUUUU